GGUGCUGUUGUUUGCGAGAAGCUCCUUGUCCGCCGUGUCCGGCAUCGCCGCGGUGCCCUUGAUAGUCGGCGCGUGACCAUCCGCGGCCUUGGGCGUUACGAGAUUCGUCAUAUCGACCGCGUCGGCGGCGUGUAUCUAGCGGAUGAGAAAUUCCUUGCAGCUAGCAAGUGAGAGAGGUUUCGCGAGCUAGCGGUGUAGGCCGAGCGCACCGAUGCGGUCCUGACACGCG
Molecule: messenger RNA, 229 nt
Organism: Pelagomonas calceolata
Lineage: Eukaryota; Pelagophyceae; Pelagomonadales; Pelagomonadaceae
Source: the annotation of a GenBank genome assembly